Maylandia zebra (zebra mbuna) is the source of this 2921-nucleotide messenger RNA. It is a transcript of the gene depdc4, whose product is annotated as DEP domain containing 4. Lineage: Eukaryota; Metazoa; Chordata; Actinopteri; Cichliformes; Cichlidae. The record is from RefSeq and is a predicted model, not a curated record. Gene Ontology annotation, biological process: intracellular signal transduction.
UGAUGGCGCUUGAUUUGACUCCUCGGUUUAGAAGGUUGAACAGCCAAACUCGAAGCUUUCGUGAAAAUCUACAGCAUGGCUUCUCUGGGCCCUUUGGUGCCACCCAGCUGUGGCACAACAUCAUCCAAGCCCUACAGACUCAAGUGGAAGUACGCAGCUGCAGGAGACAUUUACGUGUUUACGCUGAAUGUUUCACAGGCUCAGACGCUGUGGACGCAGUUCUCAGUUACUUGAUGCAGAACGUGGCAUUUUGCACAAGUGAAGUUUCUCGUCUCAAAGCUGCUCGGCUCUGUCAGGCUUUGAUGGAGGCGAAGGUAUUUGAACCAGUAGGCACAAAGCUGUUUCGCAGGGACAAGGAGGUGACCUUUGAGGACAGCAGCUGCAGUCUUUACCGUUUUCUGGAAUACAAAGGAUUUUCGAAUUCUGAUGUGAAGGGAAACAUUAAUGCAGAAAACAUACUGCCAGAACAACAGGAGAUAAAAAAGAAGAGGAGCUCAAGGAGGCUGAAUGAAUUAAGAACAAUUGCCAAUCCUCUUGCUGUUGGAUCUUCAGACAGAAGGGUUGAAAGAUUGCUAAGGGCCAUCAAUCUGCAGCCAUCCUUGUCUGCAGCUCACAACAGAACCACCACAUCUUCUACCUUUCUUUCCAAAACUGUGUCAGAUCAGGUUUGGAAGCAGCAAACCGUGUUGCAGCUGCUGCAGUUAGUAGAAUUGCCAGUGUUGGACUGCAUUCUUACCUCUCCUGAAAGAGUUCAUCCCCAAACCUGCAAAGCUCCUCUGGCCAACCAGGAUCUGGUUAUCUCUAACACAUGCUUGGAACGAGAGCUGUCUGACACCCUUCCCCUACCCCAGUUGGAUGAGUGGCUGUCAGCAGCAGCAGACUGUUUGGAACUCUUUCCCGACCAGCUGAUCGUGGUUGCAGGAGAACAGCUAAGCCUGCAAUGUGGAAAUGCGUCUUUGGAGGAUCCCAGUGCAGAACAUAUGACAAGCAAGAAGAGGCUGUUGUUUGAUACCAUUGCCAAAUACUACAGUGGACAAGAAAAAUCUCCACUCAUUUCAGGGCGUUACCUGGACAUACAUAUUGCAGUUCUGAAUUUACUGGAUGAAGGGAAGCUACAGGAUGCCAUCAAAGCAUCUCAAUUGUGUUUGCGGCUGCUGGAAACAAGUCUGAGAGAUGAACUGCAAAGACUUCUGGCCUUCAUGGCGAUAGCAGCUUGCUCAGAUGCUUGCCGUCUGCAGAAACAGACUGAUAACAGAUCCUUGGUGUGCCGCACAUUUCAGAGAGCUCUUGUUCAGAAUCAUGAAUUGACUCGAUCACAAAGUGAAGCUCUGGUGUUCUUUCUCAUGGACAAUCACUCUGAGCUCUUCAAGACACCUACAACCCUUAUUGAAGCUGUGAGGAGCACACUGAGGACUGUGCAGCAGGGAAAAGAUCCUGACUCAUUUGCUACGUUCACCUUCUGCCAGCAGGUGACUCCACAGGAAUACGAGGACCAGCGUGAGGCUACCACCCUGGAGAGCCUCAAACAACUUCUUCAUGACAUUUCCUCGAGCAAGAGGAUGUCUGCCAAGGAGAAGAGGAGGAUGCUCAAAGAAUUUGAAAAGCAUCACCCCGUGGUCUUCCUGCAGCACUUUUCUAGCACUUUCUGAAACACACAAGUAGCUGGGACUGGUUUGACUUCAUGGGUGUACCUACAAAUUCAUGCAGUUUCAGGAUUUUAAAAAAAGGUUAAACUUGAAUGCAUUUUAUGAUUCUAACUAACAAGGAAGUACUGACUUGCAUAUGGUUACACCUCUAAUGUGUAGUAUGCAGAGUGGGGAUGGCAUUCUGAGGUGGAUACAUACUACAAAUGCUUUUCAAACGGCAUGUUUCCAUGGGUGUAAUCUUUCCAAAUCCAAAUAAAUCACGAGGUAAUGAUAGCUGAAGUUUUAUUUUUAAAUUUGCUGGUAACUUGAAGGCAAUGAAAUUUUAGUUCAGUACAUCUGGUCAACAACUGCUGUAAAAAGUAUUGCACUAGUUUGAAAACUAUAUUGUUGGCACAGAUUUUACAUUCUACAAUUUAGCUUUACUGCAGGAUAAAAUCAAGUGUUAAAAGGGUGUAAAGGGAAUACUUAAAUUUCAGUACUAAAUGAAUUCUCACAGCCAUCAAAUGGUUGUUUUGAGGCAACAUUAAGUGAACAGCUUAUGCUUCUAGAUUGAAGUGCUCUAUUUGUAUGUGUAAUACUAAACUUUUUUUUCCAGUGUGCAUCAGGCCUUGGGAAUAGUGUUGUGCUUUUCUGGGGCUGUGCAUUUUAAUUAAGCAUUAAUUUCUCUACAUCACAAAAAGAUGUAAAGAUGUUAUCCAUUUUGAGGCCUUGAUUUGGUAGCUGUACUUGAAAGAAAAAUACUAAUUGUUGUAAUAAUUUCUUUUUCUGUGAACGUUCUAAAAAAUGUUAUUAUUAAAUGACAGCAGGAAGGGUGUUAGGAUAACUAUCCUCAUGUAUAAUUUUAUGGUUAAUGACUGUAUUUAGUGCCAUAAUUUAAAUAUUCUAAUUGGAAGUUUUUAGGAUUUUUACUUGAAAGAUAGACAUUAUGACCUCAUUGGAAAAAGUGCGGUACUCUAACUGGAUAUGCUACUGAUGUAAUUUUUCUUUAAAAAUUAUAAGCAUCACUGUAAUGAAGACAUGGUCGUAAUAAAAAAUGUGGUCUCAUUUUAUUUUCAGAAACAUUGAAAUCAUCUAAAAAAAUGCAAUUUAUGAUGCUGAAACAUACUUUAUUUUGUUUCAGAUUAACAUGUUUAAUAAAGCCUUUCUAAAACUUUCGAUGUUGCAGUGUAUGUACCACAGUGCAAACUAGAAGUCAGUGUUUUGUAAUGGAAUAGUGAGGAUAAAUAUAAAUUAUGAUUUUUUUUUUUGACACACUUCAUCUGUUUCUGAUUAGGA